UCUGUUAACGGCACGCCAACUAUACAGACGCGCAUCAGCUCCGGUUCCAACUGAAGUUCGCAAUUGUAGCUGUUUAACUGUUUAGCUGUUUUUACUGUUUAACUAGUGCACAGUGGUACCAAACUGAAAGUGCGUAUAGCGCUUCCUGCUCAAAUCCAACUAGUGCAGGAGUGAAUGAGAGCCCGCGAGAGAGCGAGCGAGAGAUACAAACAGCAAGUGAAAUUUUUUCGAAACGCCUCGUGCAUUGCCCCGCGAGUGCUGCUAAUUCAACAAUAAUUAAAACAAUAAUUGAGUUAAGCGGUGAAAGAGUUGUAAAUAAAAAUAAAAAUAAAAAAUAAAAAGAAACAAAUCUUAAAGAGGAGCUGCCCACUUGCGGCCUAUACUGGAAGUUGGAGUUGGACUUGGAGACUUGGAUAAGGCGUUUCAAAAUAAACAAAUCCUACACUCAACUUUAUACGUCUUUGCUCGUUCGUUGCCGCUGUUUAUGGCAUUUUGGCUAUGAAGCGACGCAUGCAACUCUUUGCCACUGGCCUGGUCCUGCUGCUGGGCUCAGUGAGCUACGCCCAAGCGCAGCAGCAGCAGCAGGAGUCAUCCGCUAAGUGGUCACGACAGCUGGAGUCUGUGGGUACCGCCGAUACGGACUCCUUGGACUGGGUGCCCUUGGCUCAGCCACUGGACGAGAGCGGCAAGGAUCGCUCCGGCAAUGGACGCGUAUUGACCUACUCGCAAUCCUUUCCACCCAGCGCGCGUUUUGGCGAGCUGAGCAAGCCAACUGGCUCGCAAUUCGAUUUCCCCUUUCAAUUUCAACGAUUUCCCAAUUCGGCACCACAGGCGCUGCCGCUGCGUCAGCCAGCACCACCACCACCGCCGCCACACUUGAAGCACACACAUGCUGGACAGGAGCCCACUUCACAGUCAUUUUUCAAGUUCGAGAUGCCGUUCCACAACGAUGCCAGCCAAGCCCAAGCACCACCCACUCUGCAAACGGGCUACCAGAUCCAGCAUUCCUUCGGAGGAGCGCCUUCCUCACUGUUCAGUCCGCCAGCGCUAUUUGGUCAGCACUCUGCGCCGCACUACGCCGACUACCAGAAGCCGCUCAACAAGCCACUGCAUCAGCAGAACUACAUACAGGAGCCGCUGAAGGCGCAUGGCAAGCCACUGCCCACGCAGGCUUCGCUGCAGAGCGUCACGCCGCAAGUGUUUCCAGUUGAUCCAGAGCCCGAAUCGCUAUUCGGCUUGAGCAAGCCAUCCGCUCUACCCGCCGCUGGCAAGGAUCAAGAGGUGCAGCUGCUCUAUGUGCCCUACGACUCACUCUACAAUCAGCAGCGCCAGCGUCAGCAUCCGCAUUCGCAUCCACAUCAGCCGCAAAGUGCUGCCAGCUCCCAGCUGGGCUCCUCUGCCUUUGAGGUGAACAAGUUCAAUGUGAACGCUGGCCUGCCCGCCGUCAAUCCCUACCAGAUAAAUCAGUUCUACACACAGGAGCCCAGCAUCGGCAGCGACUUCUUCAACGCCGCCACCACCACGCGUCCCACCAGCACCACGCUGCAGCCUGGCAACAUCUUCCAGAGCUACGUGCAGCCGCAAACUCAGUUUACCACAGCAAAGCCCAAGCCCAAGGCGCAUCAGCCGCCCUUGGCCAUGUUCCUGCUGCGUCCCAAUGCGCGGCCAACCCAAGCGGAUGUGGUUGCUGCUUUGCGCAGCGCUCAGUCCAUCUCUGUGAUCGAUGCGCCCACUAAAGUGACGCCAGAAAUCUUUGUCGGUCCCUCGGGCAUGCCCAUACCGGAUGGCUAUGUGAAGUUUGAUCUGCCCUAUCUCUCCCAGCUGACCAACUCUCGCGACCUCAACGAUGUCUCCUUCUUUGUGGCGCCUCUCAGCUAUCGCACGCCCAAUGGGUUCAAUAAAAUUCUGCUGCCCGAGCCGCAUGUGGGCUCCAUUGUAAUAAAUCGCGGCAAGGACAAUCGCAAUGUCUACGAGACGACAGCUCAGCCUAUCACCACCGCCGUGCCCACGCGUGGGAACAAAUUCAGCUAUUAUUAUGUCCAAGACGGCAUAAAGGAAGUAAACGCUCCCAAGCUGCCCGCCAAGCAGGAGCGUCCCAAAAAGAAGCGUCCACAGCAAGUGCCUGUCGAGCAGUCCGUCUAUCGUGCGCCAGCCAAAACGCCCAAUCCCUUUGACACUCUGAAUCAAAUCGGAGGCGACGACUUCUUCAGCUCGCUGGUCAGCAAGCCCAGCAGCAGCUCAACCAGCACUUCCACCUCAACCUCAACUUCAACAUCGACAUCCACUUCGACUACUUCAACCACAGCCACGCCGCAGACGCUCUUCACGUACAGCUCACGCCCGCAGGUAGAGUUCCCAAGCUCGCACGGCCAGCUAUAUCCCCAGUUUGCUCAAGAGUAUCCGGCAGAAGAGCAGCUGACCACACGCGUGCCCACUCCCAGCACUGUACAGGAGGAGGAGCAGCGCAUGAAGCAAUACUUCCGCCAACAGGACGCCUUCCGCCAGCGUCCUUUGACCACCAGUUCACCCUACCAGCAAGUGGAGUACGACACAACUACGACACAAAAGAUCAAGCAGCGUCCACAUCUCUACUCCCCCGCUGUGGCUGUGACCAGCUCUGAUGUGGGCUACCAGGUGGAGCAGCAGUCCCCGCUUAACCAUCGUCCCAGCUACAAUCAGAAUGAGGUUAAUGUGGAAUACGAGCCAAACCCAUAUCACGUGCCUUCAGAGCUGCCGGCGCUGACACCAGACAUACCCGGCCUGGUCAACAAUCUGCAGGAGAAGGACAAGCUGCCGCUGACAACAACGCCGCUGAGUGAGCCUGAGCCAGAGACGCGGCCCACGCGACGACCAGUGCUGCGCACUCGUAAGCCAGCUGUCACCAAGGUGGUCACCACUUCAUCAGUCUCAUACUCCGAGUCGGAGAGCUCCAAGCCCGCACACCGCAUUCGCCGUCCUUAUAAUAACAGAGUGAAUACGGAAAACACAGACGAGACUGUGACCACUGUAACUACGCGGCGUCCACCUGCCAGCAGUCGCAAUCCGCUGCUCCGCAAUCCCAAUCGCAUACGCUAUCAGCCCAGCACUGAGGAGCGCCAGUCGCUCAAGGUCAAGAAGAAGCCUUUCAAGGGCGGCAAGCAUGGGCAGCAGGGCGAGGAUCAGGACUUGGACUAUCAGCGUGAUGUGCUGAAGCAGAACUAUCCCGUCUUCAAGUCUAGGCGGCCUACAAGCCCCACAGCCAUACCCAGCUCCUAUGAUGUGGGCAACACGGAAGGACCCGCCUCGGAGUCUCAGCAGGUGUACACGGUUACGCCCAGCAACAGCAUCGAUCAGCCCGAGCAGAACGUGUAUCCGGCUAGUCUGCUGGAGCCCAUGCAGAUUGCGCAGCACUACAAUGAGUUCUCCAAGGACAACUAUGGGCCCGGCUACUUCCCCAACCAGGAGGAUCUGACUCCCACCGAGGCCAUCAUACGCAAUGAAGUCAACACAAUAUUUACCACCACUCCACCGCCCACCACACAAACAACAACAACAACUACGACAGUGAGCACUACCACAGAGGCACCCACGACUGCGGCAACAGCAACAACCACCCGCCGUUCGCCUUUCAUCCGCCGUAACUAUCCCAGAGUGCGCACAACGACGACCACAGAGACGCCAGUUACCACCACAACGCCUGCAGAGGAGCGCCCCUCCCUGCGUGCACGUUUGCCACCCCGGCGAGUUGUCAAGGUGCGUCAACGCCAGCGCCGCCCACUGCAUCCCGCCUCAUCGACUGCUGCGCCUGAACCAGAAGCGGAGCUUUCGACUCAAAGACAAAAUCUACGCAAGCUGAGCCGCUACAAUCAACAGCAGCAACAGCAGGAUAAACAAGAGGAGCAGCAGCAAACGCCUUCACCGCCAAGGCGUCGCUAUAAGCAGCCCUUCCAGCUUGAGGGACAGGAAUCUCAGUGGUCGCCCGCCUCAGAGAAUUCAAACAGUGGCAGCAACACCAACAGCUUCAAGCCGCUAAAUCCCAAGUAUGGCAAGAGCGAAACACACAGCUAUGAGAAUGAGCCGGAUAUUGUUACAGCCGGACCCACUGGACAGCCAGAAACCUUUGAGUUCAAUGUAGCUGCCGAUCUGUCUGGAUCAGCGGGCCAGCGCACAACUCCUGCCAUUAAGGAACCAAACUUGAAACCCGAGAAAUCAUUUGCUGAACUUCUGGAAGAGGUCAUGGGCAAGGCUCCAGAGCAGCUAGCCACGGAGUCGCCCACUAGCAGCACGCUCAGCCGCCUGAAUAGGCGUGGCAAGUGGAAGAAGGCGCGUGUUCCCAGCGGCACUGAACACAGCGAGAACUUUGAAACCGCCGAGUCGCAGAAUCUGGCUCCACAGCUCUACAAUUCGCUCUACUCCAACAACGAAAAGGCCGAAGACAGCACCAAGUCCACCACGCCGCAGGCAACAGAGACCGAAUCUCCUACAACAGCUAUGCCCGAAGUGACCACAGCUGUCACGCCCACCACACCCGAGGAGUACGAGGCGAGCACGCCAAAGACUGCAGACUUGACCACAAUUUCCUCCACGCUACCCAUGAGCGAGGAGAGCGCAACGCGACGCAUGGACACUGCAGCCGAUGUGGAUGACUUGGACACUCAGCCAAGCAUUUUCUCGGAGGUCAAGCAACAGCUGCAUGAUCUGUUUGCCAUCGACGAGAGCGAGGACGAGGCAGUAACGGCGGCAUUGGCGGCCGUUGGUAAACGCCGCCAGGAAUAUACGAGCAUCAAGCGCUUAAAGCCAGCCGCGCCCAUUGAAAGCACCACAGAUGCGGAAGUUACGGAAGCUAACACCACAGUGGGCACGCCAGCAAGCAAUAAGGAGGACAGCUUCCACAAGGAUCUGAUGCAGAAUGUCGUCUAUGCGACGUCGACAUCAACCAAAGUCACCUCUGAGACGGAAAUCUGCUACCGCGGACGCUGCAUUCGAUCCGAAGAUCUGCCCGCCAAUCACAAGCUGCACUGAGGCCAACUCCGGGCAGUUCACAGCGCAUGUAAAUACAUUAAAGAUGGGAAUACGCAAUGUCCGAAACGUAUUCGCUUUGCAUAACUUAGCUUUAACUACGCAUAUGUCUUAAAGUUUAAGCUAUACGAGAGUUCAAUAUUGUACGCGAUAUUUAAUACUCGAUAUUGCUUUCGAAAAAUCGAAAAUACUUAGUAAAUACAUUAGUUAAAAUCCUAAAUUAGUUUAGCAUACGUAAUAUUAAGAUUUCUACAAUGAUAAAAAGAACUAACAAAUAAAUUACCCAAUACUUAAUAGAAGUUUAACAAAUUUUAAUGCAAUAACGAGUUACAGCUUUUCAGAGUUUUGACGUUUGUGCUCCACAUCAACAACCCAACAAACUUCAAUAAUCAUAAACUAUUUUUGGUAUUGAUAAUCCCGGUUUGUGUGUCCAGCUAAACGAUGUAGUUUCCAAGAAGUACUAUUUAAUUUCAAAUUAAAGAUAAGCAUUGUUACUUUCUUACAAUCUGCGUCAUUGAACUAUUUGAGUACCAGCAUGACUUACAUUCGAACGUAUAGGGGCAAUAUAGAAAUCAUCGUUCUGAGUAGCACAUAAAAAGCAAUUUA
Drosophila busckii is the source of this 5604-nucleotide messenger RNA. Its product is annotated as flocculation protein FLO11. NCBI's taxonomy places the organism in Eukaryota, Metazoa, Arthropoda, Insecta, Diptera, Drosophilidae. The record is from RefSeq and is a predicted model, not a curated record. Bases 499 to 5001 code for a protein of 1500 amino acids. The transcript is spliced from 7 exons.